AUGGAGGAGUUAGCACGCUUGGGAGAUGGCGCGCUGCUGGCGAUAGGCGGCGCAGAUGACGCGCAGCCGAUGGACGUCGAUGAAGAAGUAAACGAUUACGACGAUGAUUUGAUAGAGGAAGAAAUGUUGGUGCUGUGCAUGCUGAUGAACAUCCUGCUGAUGGUGUCCCUGAGCCAAUUGGACGGAAGAUCAAUUCGAGGGCCUAUUCAGGAGCACGUUGUCAUUCAAACAGACUUUUUUCCCAAGCUGAAAGCGCGGCGUUCUCCUACCGCCUACAAGAAGACGUUGCGGUGCCUACCAGAUUUCUUUGAUGGGCUAGUUCGACUACUGGGGCCAUUAUACUAUCGCAAAUAUGGUCUCCCAGGGCAAAACACACAGUAUCAUUUCGAUUUCGGGCUUGCAGCACUAUUGGCAUACUACGGGAAUAGCUGUGGUAUUGACGGGGAUGGAAUUGGUGGAGCUGCAGCACAGUUAGGGAUGUCAAGGACCGUUGCCGGCGUCUAUAUCAAACGGCUAGAGGAUGUUCUCUAUGAAAUGAUGCCAGACGUCGCCAUGCGUCCGCGUUUGGGGGCAAGUUACCGCUCUCCAACCAUGGCAUUGUCUCCGGCAUGGCCAUCUUUGGCUGGACUGCGUCACCAGGUUUUUUCGCCGUUUUCGGGAAGGCGGUUCGACAUUAUCAAUGCACAGGGUCAUCCAUCGUGCUGGGUUAUAGUACCGUUCUGGAUCUUCCAGUGGGUUGACGAUAUUCUUCUCGUUGAGGCCGACAUUGGGGACCGCCUUCAGAAGGCCGAGAAGCGUCUCAGAGACGGUGUGAAACUCGUGUUUGGAUCUGAUGGCAGGCAUGAGGGCAAGUUCACAACGUGGUCGCGUGUCUUUCAUGCCGUAGGCACUGACUGGAACAUUCCCGGUGAAUCAAUCUCGGUGCCUCAAAGGAAGAUCGAGAAAAUGCACAGGGUGGUCUCGAAGACGAAGGCGAAGAAAUUCUUGUCACGGGAACAACUAGAUUGUGUGGUGGGGGUGCUGGGGCAUAUUAUCAGCUUCAUCCCGGUCACAAAGCCGUUUAUACAAAGGUUGGUGGCUGUUCAGACACGCUGUCGCAGCAGUCACAAAUCGGGCGUGGCGAUGUCAGACUUCCUUCAGAAGGAUCUGGAGUGGUGGGAAGACCUGGUCCUCCAAAACAACUUGAGUAGCAUUCCCAUGCGGCUGUUCGAUCACAACAAAUCCAUCAACGACAUAUGGCUGGUAGAACUGGAGCCUCAACACGUCAUAAUCUCCAACAUGAAUCUGGGAUUUGAAGCGAAGGCACAACAACUCAAACAGGCUGCAGUCGCAGACGGCACCCUCGGACGAUACCGCAAGAAUUUCAAGUUCUGGGAGUCAUUCUGCAAAGAGUUCGGACUGCCGGUAUGGAUCGACAAGCUGCACAGGGCAGAACAAGCAAGAAUUGUCGGGCUAUUCGCCGGUCUGUGUGCUUCAGAAGGUUACAACCGAUCCAAGGUGGGAAACAAAUUUCAGACCUUCGACGGUAAAAUGGCAGCAGUGGCAUUCGCCCACAAGGCAGUUCGGAACGCCAAGCUUGAUUACCAUGAUCCAGAAUUUGAGGUCAUCGCUCAAGGAUACAAACGCUCGAACAGUCAGGUGGACCUGAAACAGCCAGUUAUUGCACAGAUGCUGCUCAAAAUGCGCGAAGUGCUAGGUACACCGGACGAACGAGGCGAACUUAUGUGUGGAUCCAUCAUCUUGCCCUUCUUCUUCCUGGAUAGAAGCUCAGAGCUUUGGGGGUCAGUGACGAUCGACAGAUCGACGGGACAGGAGAGGGUUCACUGCAUCAAGGUUAGCAACGUGAAGUUACUGGACAAGCAUGGUGACCCGGUAGACCCUGAGGCCACCAACGCUACGUCGGUGGAAAUACGGUUCGAAUCGCACAAGGGAGACCGAGUCGGACAAGGCUCGACUAUCAGCAUUAUCGAUCCAAGGACCCAACGUUAUGCCCAGGGCAGCAGCCCAGGGCUGUCUACGUGCGAGACGACCAAGAAACUACGCGUCAGCCAGCUAAUCAAGGGCACAGCCCCGGGCUUGGGUCUUAAUCCAAAAGACUAUUCAUCACACUCGCUUCGUAUUGGAGGCGCCUGUGCCUUACUGGCAGCAGGCAAGAGCGACCUCGUGAUUCGACUGAUGGGACGAUGGUCGAGUAGGUGCUUCACCGUGUACACUAGGCUCAAGCCGGGCAUGAUUCGAGACGUGGCAAGCAGUAUGAUCAAGGCUUCGACCUGGGAGUUCCAUGAACCAAACUCCAUACAACUUGAGGGGGAUUCCAGCGAGCCUACAUCAUUGAGCUAA
Messenger RNA from Phytophthora nicotianae INRA-310, 2340 nucleotides. RefSeq lists its product as hypothetical. Gene Ontology annotation, biological process: DNA recombination; DNA integration. Bases 1 to 2340 code for a protein of 779 amino acids. Lineage: Eukaryota; Oomycota; Peronosporomycetes; Peronosporales; Peronosporaceae. Gene Ontology annotation, molecular function: DNA binding. The record is from RefSeq and is a predicted model, not a curated record. The transcript is spliced from 4 exons.